Molecule: messenger RNA, 624 nt
Organism: Necator americanus (New World hookworm)
Lineage: Eukaryota; Metazoa; Nematoda; Chromadorea; Rhabditida; Ancylostomatidae
Exons: 1
Coding region: 1-624 (207 amino acids)
Source: RefSeq, a predicted model, not a curated record
AUGAUGAACGACCUGACCCCCGAGCUGGGCAGGAGGAGAAGAGCGGCUUGGGGAGCGUACAAGAGCAUCGGGGAUGUAGUGAAGAAGACCAGGAACACCCGGCUCCGUGCUCACCUCUUCAAUACCACCGUACUUCCUGCUUUGACCUAUGCUUCGGAAACCUGGGCAUUUCGCAAGGAGGAAGAAAACGCGGUGAGCGUCAUUGAAUGCGCAAUUAAGAGAGUGAUGCUAGGAGUAUCCCGCUUCACGCAAGUGAGAGACAGGAUUCGAAGUUCUCUCGUACAUCAGCGAUCGAAGAUUAGAGACGCCGCCGCGUUUGCCAAGGAAAGUAAAAAAAGGUGGGCCGGACACGUGAUGCGCUUUAACGACAACCGUUGGACCAGAGCCGUGAGCGACUGGGUUCCCUGCGAUAUUAAGCACAAUACAGGAAGACUGCCGAUAGUCAGAUUUCUUCACGAAGUCCUUCAAAGAAAAUUAUGGUGCUCUUUGUGUCCCACGCGAAAAGAGGAACCACUGGACGACUCUGGCACGCGAUCGGGACAAAUGGGAGAAUUACUGGCGCCCGCUCGACCAGUUCGAAGAUCAACGGGAGUCAAGGUGAUCGAGUCGAUGAAGAACUGGUGA